AUGGCUGAUAGGAACAAUGAUUGGGCUGACAAAUUACCUUAUGCCUUAUGGGCUUAUCAGACUUCUAUUAGAACUCCAACUGGGGCAACUCCAUACUCUUUAGUAUGUGGGAUGGAAGCAGUCCUCCCGGUUGAGCUAGAGGUCCCCUCUCUUAGAAUCCUCAUGGAGAGUCAGAUUCCAGAAGUGGAUUGGCUCAAGUCGAGGUACGAGGAGUUGAAACUCAUUGAUGACAAAAGGAUGAAGGCAAUGGACAACAUAAAGAAAUAUCAACUGCGAGUUGCAAGGGCUUUCAAUAAAAAGUCCACCCACGUUCCUUGGAAGUUGGAGAUUUGGAAAUCCGAGUUGUGUUUUGUUGCUCCCAUUAUUAUCAUGGAUGUUGCUUUCCGUCGAUGGAUGGUAGGAAUGAGGGACGACGACCCUGAAGUCCUUAAAGAAGUGCACCUUUAUGCACUCUUUCAGCUCCAGCGCAUUAGUCCAUGUCGUUCUUUGAUACAUGAGGCAUCUCGUUUCUAG
This is a messenger RNA of Macadamia integrifolia, 513 nucleotides long. RefSeq lists its product as uncharacterized. The transcript is spliced from 2 exons. The record is from RefSeq and is a predicted model, not a curated record. The coding region runs from base 1 to 513 and encodes 170 amino acids. NCBI's taxonomy places the organism in Eukaryota, Viridiplantae, Streptophyta, Magnoliopsida, Proteales, Proteaceae. Gene Ontology annotation, molecular function: nucleic acid binding.